UUGUGGUCUUCACCACCGAUGGCGUCAUUGCAGUCAGGUUCUCCCAGUUACGAUUUCCUCGAUGUUAAUUGUUCAGGAGGUUUUUACCAGGAGCCGAAUUAUCCGCAGAGGUCUCCUCCUCUCCAAAACAAACGGACCAGGUGAUGUAAUCCGGACAGGGGACCUUCGUCGUCCUGGUUACAGCGGUAAAGGCAGUUACGGCUGUGGAACGGUCAGGGUCAAAAGAAACCACGAUGACCACUGGUUCCAAACGGGAGACGAACACCAGUCUCCCAUGUCGACGGACCCAUCCAUCCGCCCGGACCUCCUCCUUUGCUCCCGUAAUAAUUACUUCACCCACAAGAGGUCCCCUCGCGAUAAAACCUAACCAUGGGUCCUAAGGAGCUGCUGCACAGACGACCUGUGGGGUCGUUUUUUGGGGGUGGACGGUCCCAGGUUAUAAUAAAGAAAGUUAGAGUCAGUUAUGUGUAGUUUAACUUCAUUUUUCGAACGUUAAUUUUUUUAAACUGUUGUACAUUUUGUACGAAAGUUACAGCUUUAGGAUUUUCCUUCAUUCUUUUUUUAGUGUAUUCAAAAAUCAAGUUGUCAGGUUCAUGCUAGCCUCUGAUCCACUAGUUUCUUUAACUCAGUACAGUCUCUCAUUCAGCAUUUCUUUCACUGGUCUCUCUGAAAAACAAAUGUUACUGGUCAUAUUCUAAGACAAAUCAGCAUCCACUACAUAGUAGAAGUUGAAGCCUUUGUGGUUUGAACAAAGUUAAAAAAAACAUAUUUUAGAAUACAAAAAACUACAGCUCCCACGAAAAUUUCAGAACUUGGUUUCGUCCAUAUUCAUAAAAAUUCACAUUCACUGUCUUCUAAUGUAAUUUGUCCAGUUUCGUAGCUGUAAUCUCUGUGUCAACACGUACAGUGUCCACUGUCCUGUCCUCUCUGUCCUGCUGUUAUUACAGACAUUUUUGAAUUAACCAAAGCCCCUCGACUCGUCCAUGGACAUUUAGCCUGCAAAGUUUUUGGGCUUAUGGGAAGUGGGGUUUAUUAAAGGCUGUUCAACAACAGCAAUACUGAACAAAAAACACAACUAGAUUGUUUUUUUUAAACUUUACCGUCCUUAUCUGAAGAUCUGGAGUGAACAACACGGCAUUCAGCUGAGAGAGUCUCUGUUCAGAGGCUGGAUUUUGAGUCAUUAAAAGUGUCUAUCAAUUCUUAUAUCGUCGGUAUUAUUUUGUAAGAAAGCAUUUACAGUUUCAACAGUAAUGUUUAUUGUCCCCACUGGAUGGAGCAGUGACCUCCUAGAAAAGUGUCACCUAAGCAUCACUGUCCUGGCUCAAACGCUGUGUGUGUGUAGAGCCCCGAGCGGUUAGUCUGUCUCCACCUCAUGUUUUCAGGGCGAGUGUCCUACAGAAGUCUGACGUUAUUACACACACAAGAACAUAGAAGUUGUACUGCUGCCCUGUUCUUAUUUGCACAGUAAAAUCAAAAUGUCUUGAAGGUGUCAACCUUGACAAUUGCAAAUCAGGUUUUGGGCAGUGUUACGUGACUUUUGUUAAAAUUAUUGACACUUCAUUUUUCAGUCGUGUUUUUUCCCCGUGUUUGAAGAGUAAAAUCGAUAUGAACUCGGUACGUCAGAGAAGAACAUUUAAGACCAGACUGUCAUCCGGGUGGAGCCAGAAAGAGGAGCAGCGUCUGAGUGUCGCUCGUUGUAACAGAGCUGAACUGGGUGACAUUUCCAGCUGAUAUUCCAGUUGUGGAGUUCUGUGAGAAUCUGGGAGCCCUGAGCCAUGCGUCCUUUUGUGGUAACUGCCGUCCUCCUCCUGGUGGUCCUGAUGUUCAUGACGGACUCUGCAGCCGGAACUGAAAACAGGCCUUUUUAUAAAGGGAAGAAGUUACAACUGCCUGAACCAUGUCCUGAGAUGGGCUGGUACCAGCUGAGUAGUAGCCUCUGUUUUCGAGCAUUGAACACUACGGCAACAUUUGAGACAUCACAGGAGUCCUGCAGAAGGGAAGGUGGUCAUCUGCUAUCAUUCAGGACUUUGAAGGAGUACAAAAGCGUGAUGCGGUUCUUGGUCCAGAAUCGCCUCGUUGGAUAUGACUUCUGGAUCGGAGCCAAAGGACAAAAUGGUGUAUUUUGCUGGAUCGAUGGAAGUGGAUCGUUUGCAAUUGACGGAUGCGGGGACCAGUCUGGCAACUGGGAGCAGAGUGGGGACUGUGUGGUGAUGAACUCUCUCCUCUUGGAACCCUGGAGCAACAUUUCCUGUUCAGAAAAAAGGUUCUUUUUGUGUCAAAAGAAAGCCUGAUCGUCUCAAGUUGAAGAACCAGCCUGCGUCACUGUAACCACUGCUAAAACAACUUUGACAAUUACUGCAA
Messenger RNA from Xiphias gladius (swordfish), 2361 nucleotides. RefSeq names its product C-type lectin lectoxin-Lio2-like. Bases 1776 to 2291 code for a protein of 171 amino acids. Lineage: Eukaryota; Metazoa; Chordata; Actinopteri; Istiophoriformes; Xiphiidae. The record is from RefSeq and is a predicted model, not a curated record. The transcript has 7 exons.